Molecule: messenger RNA, 1734 nt
Organism: Pomacea canaliculata
Lineage: Eukaryota; Metazoa; Mollusca; Gastropoda; Architaenioglossa; Ampullariidae
Product: GTPase IMAP family member 4-like
Exons: 5
Coding region: 403-1077 (224 amino acids)
Molecular function (GO): GTP binding
Source: RefSeq, a predicted model, not a curated record
GCGUGGUGUGUGUGUUAAAGUUGUAUUUACCAGAAACUGCAAGAGAUUAGGACAUUAUUCAUUUUCAAGAAACUGGGUCGAAACGGUUCAAAAGCCGUGCUCUGACCUUCAGCCCUUACUGCAGACUGAAUGUAGAAGAGUGUUUCUACCUUCGUUCCAUUCCCAUGUCUGUAGUGUGCUAGUGUGCUACCCUUACAUUGUCAGAGUCCACCUACAUUCCAGUCGCUUACCAGAGACUUACCGAUUCAGAGAAGAGGCGGGAGGAGGGAUAAGCAGCACUGUAAGUUGUUAUUUGUUUACAUGUGAAGCAGGGUCGUGUUUGGGAGGACUACCUGGACAUGUGCAUGGAGGGUUCUACCUGACCUGUCUACACAUCAGUUGAGAGUUUCAAAUUUCUGAAGAAUGUCACUCUCCAAAAUGUCAACCACCAUUAAAGUGUUUAUCAUUGGAAAAACUGGAAAUGGAAAAAGUUUGCUGGCAAACUCUGUUCUGGGAAGAGAAGAGUUUCUGGUAGCAAGAAGCAUGAGAUCAACGACCGUUCGUCAUGGCAAGGCAGUUGGCGUUGUCAAUGGACAACAGAUUAUGAUACUGGACACCCCAGAUCCAGUUAACUUAAACCUCAGUGAUACCGAAAUCAAAGAUGAGGUCUCUCGGUGGAAGUCAGCGGUUGAAGGUCCCUACGCCAUCUUGCUGGCGGUGAGGUGUGACGUGCGCUACACGGCGGAAGAAUACGACAUCUACAAGAAAAUCAAGAAAGUAUGGGGGGACAACUCAUUCACAGGCCGCCUGGUGGUGGUCUUCACGUUUGGAGACAGACAAGACAGGAACAUUCAAGAGGAGCUGAAGACAGUUUGCUGGGAACUGCGCAAUGUCCUGGCUGAUGCUGGAGGUCGAUACGUUCUCUUCAACAAUAUGGCUCGAGGAAGUGAGAUGGCACAGCAAGUAGGGCAGUUGUUGAAAGUCAUUCAGCGUCUUGAUAUGAAGUCUGCAGAUUUUCCAAUUACUCAACCCCAGGUGCUCAUUUUGGUUGUCCUGGUUGUUAUUUUCGUAAUAGUGUGGGUUUGUAUCAUACCCUAAGACAGUUUUACUAAACAGUUAUCUAUUAAAGUUAUUGCAUUAAGUAGUAUUUCUAGGCUAAUAAGUUUUACUACAUUAAUUGUAGGACAAAACUACCUUUUGCAAAAAUCAAAGCCUGCUAAAAAUAGUAACAUGUAGAAAUACUUCUGUUGAUUUAGGAGAUUUUACAGAAAUUAUCGUUCUGGAACGGAAUAGACUAAUGCAAACUCGACGUGAAUAUAUAAAAUCAAAACUGUUCUUGUUUUUGGCGAUAAGACUUCAUUAUUAUGGAGUCCUCGUGUGGCUCCUACUUUGUCUUGUGAGUAAAAUCUCGCGGGCUUAGGUCUUGCAGAGACUAGUAUCUGGAGAAAAGCCCUAUACCAACACAGCACUGAAUAAAACAGUUACUUGUUAGGAAGAAAGAGAAAUUCUUUGCUUCGAUCAGUUUCUAUCAUGCCUUACCUCUGAUAACAUCUUACUUUUAUUGUUGGUGCAGCUACUUGGACAUUUAAUAUUCUAACUUUACAACAGCUCUAAUAAUAUCACCCGACUUGCCUGUAAUGUUUUGAUGUUUCCUUGACUUUUUAUAUAUAGAUAUCGUUGAAACCUAAUGUAUAAUCUAUCAUUUGUUUGUUUUGUUAUUAUAUAUAUGUAUACACAUAUGACAAAUAAUUCGUA